AUGUCAGUAAUUAUUUUUUCAUCAACACAUUUAUUCUUGACGACAAUUUUCAUACAAACAAUAGCAUGUGCUGUACCGACUAAUCUACAAAAUCUCGAACUCACUGAUGUCACAUCACUAUGGAAUCAAUUUCCAUCUAUUAUUGACAAAAUCGAUGAGAGUGUUAAUCGAUUUCGUUGUCCAAAAGGAUGGAAACGUUUAGGUGGUUCAUGUUAUUAUCUUUCUAAUUUAACAUCAAUAUCUAGUGCUGCUAAUCAUACAUGUAAUUAUCUUCAUUCUAAUCUUUCAAAUCUCAUACGAAUACAAAAUACAGUGGAAUUAGCCUAUGCUGCUCAUGUUUUAACAAGAAAUAAUUUGUCAUCAUUGAUGCUUUCUCUUGAUCCAAAAUUACUUAAAGGAAAAAAUCUUGUAGAAAUGUUAACAAAUGAUCAAGAUCAAUGGAAUAGAAUGAAACAAAAAUUUCAUAAAGUACGUAUCAAAUAUCUUAAUUUAACAACAAAAAUCGUCGAUCGAUUAAAAUCAAUUAAUUUACGUCUGUUGAAACGCUCAAGAAAAAUAAAACAAUCAUUUGAAAAAUAUAAUAAACCACAGAAAACACCAAUAAAUGUUAGUUUAGUUAUUAAUGAUAAUGAUGAAUAUGAAUAUGAUGAUCUUGAUUCAUCAGAUGAAAGUGAUGAAUUUGAACAAAUCGAAAAUAUACGUAGAAUUUGUGAUCAAAUUGCUUGGAAUGCUUUAGCUGAUAAUUCAACUGUUUAUAUUCUAACAACAUAUAUUGUAUCAGAUAAAAUUGUUUGUUCAUUAAGUGAUGUUGAACCUGAUAUUGAAUAUCAUCAUAUUUGUGAAUAUGUACUUGAUUUUUGUUUUGCAAAUAUUAUUUGUGGUAAACAUGGACAUUGUGUUAAUACAUUAUCAGGUUUCAAAUGUUCUUGUUCAUUUUUAUAUGAUGGUCUUCUUUGUGAAACAAUUUCACAAGAAGAUCAGCAAAUCCUUAUCGGUAUUAUUAUUAUUAUUAUUAUUAUUAUUAUUCUUUAUGCAACAUCAUUGAUACCGAUUCGACGUUUAUUAGGAGGUCCACAUGAAUUAUUAAAUCCAAUUAAACGUAAUCUUGUUCGUAGUAUUUGGGUUGGUCUUUUAAGUACAUGCUUUUUAUCAGUCUUAUUUAUUACAAUAACAUUACGAUAUUAUAAAUUAUUUGAAAUUGAUAAAAUUAAUGAUAAAACAUUAGGAAGUCUACUUAAUCAUACAACUCAUUUAAUAGAAGAAUGCGAAAGUACAUUAGAUUAUCGAAUAGAAAAUUUAAAAUUUUUUCCUUUUGCAUUGUCUUUAAUAUUUAUUUUUUCGUGGUCAAUUAAACGAGACAAACAAUGUUUAAAGACAUGUAAUGGUCGACCUGGUUUAUUAUCACCAAUUGAACCAUUUCGUAUAGAAAAUCGUUUUACAACAGCAACUGUUUUUGGAAUUAUUGCUUAUGGAGCAUUAAAAAUCUUUGAAGAACUACUUUUUGGUUUACAUAAAACAUUUAAUCAUGGUGUACUUUUUGAAUUAAUUAUAAGAAUAGCAAUUAUCGCUGUUGUCGGAUUUCGAUAUUAUCCGAUACUUGCUUCUCUAAAAUUACGAAAUGUUUUUAUUCGUUUUUUCGCUUGUCUAUAUAUACUCUGUGAUAUUAUAUAUACAAUUGUACGAGAAAGUUCAUGUAUGGGUUUUCUUCCAUUAGCAGGAAAAUAUACAGUUGUUGAAGAAGCAAAACUUCGAAUGGAACUUGGUACAUGGUUUAUUAUAUAUGGUUUAAUAAAAAAUAUUCCACAUUUCUUUUUUCUUUCAUAUAUUGGUGCUGAAUUAUGUGUGCGUUUUGUAUAUGAUUCAAUAUAUGUAUCAGUAAAAAAAAAGAAAAGCAUUUGGUCAACACCUCAUGUACAAUUUGAUGAAUUAGAAUUUGCAAAAUAUUAUGUUACAAAAUUACUUCGACGUAAUUGUCCUUUAUAUCGAACAAAUACUAAACAAAAAUCAAAACAACAAAAUGUAACUAAUCGAUCACUUAUAAAAAAGUUCUUUGAUUCUUUCUAUUAUUGGGACGAAGAUUUUCAUUUUACAACAAUAGCAACUUGUACUUAUACAGUAGCUUUUGUUUUUCUAUAUUAUUUGGCAUGUACAUUUAUUUUUCUGUAUCUUUCACGACCAGCAGGAGUUAUUCCAUUUUUAAGAUCUUUUAUUGAAAAUUCAGCAAAUGUUGAAUUAGAUGAUUCAUUCACUUUGAAACAUGAAAUAAUAUUAAGCGCUGUUUUAGCAGCAAUUUUAUACGGAUUUCAAUUACUUAUUGGAAUGCAAAAUUAUAAAAAACAUAAGCAACAAUUAUAUAAAGGUAUAUAUAUUGACGUUCCAUCAACAAGGAAUAUGGAAUGGAGCUCAAUCGUAUCGAAAUCUGUACAUUAUUCUGGUUUUCUUGUUGGAUAUAUGGCAUGGGGUUUUGUUAUUUGUUUUCAUUUAAUACUUUUAAUAUUGAUUGGAAUAAGAAUUCUUUCAUUACGAAUUCGUCAAAUUGAAUUAGUACUUACCAUUAUUGUACCUAUACUUAUUAUUUAUCUAAUAAAAAUCCUUGGUAUGAAAUUAGCCGGAAAGUUUGUAUUUACAAAAAAGCCAGAAGACAUUAAUGAUAUGAAAAAUCCCAAAACCUAUGCAAUAUUUAUUUAUUUCAGUUUUUUUGCUGAUUGUUUUCUUGGUAUGGCUUCAUGUAUUAUUCGAUUGAUUAAAGCAACAUUUCUUAAUGUAGUAUUUAUGGCUCGACUUGAUUAUAGCUUUCUUGGACGACCAUUGGAGAAAUUCGAUGCUGGUUUUGCUGCUUAUGUCUCAUAUUUACAUGUUGAAAAACAUUAUUCAAAUCCACUCAUGCUUGUUUUUUCUGAUUUACUUUUAAAUCUAACUACUGAACAAUCAAGAAAAAAUCAUAAUGAAAAAUUUUCUACAAAUAUAAAUGAUUCUGAUGAUGAGAAUAGAUCUAAAAAACAACGAAAAAAUAAAUACGAUAAAUCAAGUAGAAAUAUUAAUCAUAAUACAACGGACAAUCAAUCAUGUCAUUCAAUAACAGAAAUAAAUCCAACAACAAAGUUACAAAAUUUAUCUACAAUGUCUGGUAGAAAUAAUCAAACGAUUGAUAGUAGAGAACGAAGAUUACGAAAGUUUGCUAUUUCUGAUGAUGAAAUUAAUGUAGACAACGAUGAUAAUUCUUCAACACGACUAACUUCAUCUACUCUUCAACAACAAGCACAAUUAUCAAAAUCAUCUAUUAAUAGAACUAAAAUAUUAAAUCAUGAAUAUCUUCUAUCUAAACAAGAUCAAUAUGAUGACGAUAAUUAUGAUUAUGAAAUAACAAAUAAUAAUACUCAAGCUGCAAUUGUUAGGCGUCCUCAUUCAAUUAAGGAAUCAAUUCCAUUAAUAUCCAUUCAUUCAAAUAGACAAUUAUCAGAACGAAUACAAACAAAACAAAGCACUACAACUGAAAAUGAAGAAAAAAAGAGAAGAAUAAAACGAAAAAUCGCACGUUUUCGAUGGUUUCUUGCUUAUACAAUUAUUCAUAAUUUUCAUAUAUUUGAUCUAAAAAAAUGCCUAAAAAAUUCAUUGACAUUUAUAUAUUCACAACAAAAUCAACCGGUCGAUGAACAAUUAUCCAGACUAAUAGCUACUGAUCAAAACCAAGAACCUACAAUUGCUUCACUAUCUGAGCCAUUAAUAAUGCAAAGAUUAAAAGGAAAUACAUGUAAGCCACAAUCUCCUACAAUUGAUCGUUUAUUAUCUAUGCCUAGCAUCGAUGAAUAUCCAUCAUUAAGUCCAGCUGAACUAUAUAUUACAUCUUUGAAGCAACAGUUACUGAUUGUUUAUAGUCAAAAUGCAACUUCACCGAAAAAUACAGAUGAAUUACAACAAGAAAAUAUCGACUCACCACUAUUUCGAUCUCUACCUAUCUCAAAUGAAUCGACAAACGAUUAUUCACCAGGAACUCCUUCGAACAUAAAUUCAUCAAGAUUUCUUCAACUAUUGAGUCAUAAUCAACAUAUGCAAGCUUGUGUACAAAUGCAACUAGCGAUGUCUGAUUGCGCAACAUGCGUUCUAUCAAACAAUGUACAAAAUCUUGAAUUUGAUGAUAUUACAUCACUAUGGGAUAAAUUUCCAUCCAUUAUUGAUAAAAUCAAAGAGACUGUUAAUCGAUUUCGUUGUCCAAAAGGAUGGAAACGUUUAGGUGGUUCAUGUUAUUAUCUUUCUAAUUUAACAUCAAUAUCUAGUGCUGCUAAUCAUACAUGUAAUUAUCUUCAUUCUAAUCUUUCAAAUCUCAUACAAAUACGAAAUGCAGUUGAACUAUUCUAUGCUGCUCAUGUUUUAACAAGAAAUGAUUUAUCAUCAUUAAUGAUUUCUAUUGAUCCAAAUUUCCUUAAAGGUAAAAAAAUUGCAGAAACAUUAAUGAAUGAUCAAGGUCGAUGGAAUAGAAUGAAAUUCAAAUUUCAUGAAGUACGUGUUAAAUAUCGAAAUUUAAAACAAAAAAUUGUCGAUCGAUUAAGUUCAACUGGUUUACGUAUAUUAACACGUUCGAAAAAAAUGAAACAAAUACCAUCUAAACAAUCUUUGAUUCAUGAUGAAAAACAAUUCAAUAAAAAACAAUCAAAUAUAACAAAUAUUAUUUUUUCAAAUGAAACAACAAUUAAUAUUGAUUUAGUUACCUCCACUAAUGAUAAUGCUGAUGAUGAAGAAUAUGAAUAUGAUGAUCUUGAUUCAUCAGAUGAAAGUGAUGAAUUUGAACAAAUUGAAGAUAUUCGUGGUAUUUGUGAUCAAAUUGCUUGGAAUGCUUUAGAUAAUAAUUCAACUGUUUAUAUUCUAACAACAUAUAUUGUAUCAGAUAAAAUUGUUUGUUCAUUAAGUGAUGUUGAACCUGAUAUUGAAUAUCAUCAUAUUUGUGAAUAUGGACGUGAACGGACAAAAGUAGAUAGUAGUGAUGAUAGACAACAUCUAGUAUCCAGAGACAGAUCAGAUAACGAUAUAAAAAUCACUGAUGCAGCUCAUUUACAACAAAACAAUGGAACAUUUCAUUUACAAGAACGUCGUCCAACGAUUGCUGAAGAAAUUAUGGAAUUUCUACAAGAAAUCUAUCGAUGCAUAACUUUACCAAGAACUACAAAUCCAUUAUUAAAUCCAAUUAAACGUAAUCUUGUUCGUAGUAUUUGGGUUGGCCUUUUAAGUGUAUUACUUUUAUCAAUCUUAUUUCUAAUAACAACAAUAAUGUAUUUAAAAUCAUUUGUAUAUUAUAUAAGUGAUGAAAAAGAAGGAGAAUUCUCAAUUAAUGAUACAAUUCAUUUAGUUAAACAAUGUGAAAGUAUAUCAGAUUAUCGCAGAGGAAAUUUAAUAUUUUCUCCUUUUGCAUUGACUUUAAUACUUAUUUUUUCUUGGUCAAUGAAACGAGAUAAACAAUGUUUAGAUAUGUGUGAUCGUCGACCUGGUUUAUUACCACCAAUUGAACCAUUUCGUACAGGAAAUCGUUUUACGACAGCAACUGUUUUUGGAAUUAUUGCAUAUGAAGUAUUAAAAAUUUUUGAAGAACUACUUUUUAAUGCUGGUCAACCAGCACAUCAAGGUGUACUUGUUGAAUUAUUGGAACGAAUAGCUGUAGUCAUUCUUGUCGGACUUCGAUAUUAUCCGGUGCUUGCUUCUCUACAAUUACGAAAUAUUGUUGCUCGUUUUUUCUCUUGUUUAUAUAUACUCUGUGAUAUUGUAUAUACAAUUGUACGAGAAGGUUCAUGUAUGGGUUUUCUACCAUUAUCAGGACAAUAUACUGUUUUGGAAGAAGCAAAACUUCGUAGAGAACUUGGUACAUGGUUUAUUAUAUAUGGUUUAAUAAAAAAUAUUCCACAUUUCUUUUUUCUUUCAUAUAUUGGUGCUGAAUUAUGUGUGCGUUUUGUAUAUGAUUCAAUAUAUGUACCAGUAAAAAAAAAGAAAAGUAUUUGGUCAGCCCCUAUUGCCCAAUUAGAUGAAUCAGAAUUUGCAAAAUAUUAUGUUACAAAAUUAUUUCGACGUAAUCGUCCGACAUCUCAAAUAAUUAUUCGACAAAAUCCAAAUACUGACAAUCUAAUUGAUUAUGAACAUGAAACAAAUCAACAAAAUGUAAUUAAUCAAUCACGUAUAAAAAAAUUUUUUGAUUUUUUCUAUUAUUGGGAUGAUGAUUUUCGUUUUACAACAAUCGCAACCUGUACUUAUACAGUAGCUAUCGUUUUUCUAUAUUAUUUGGCAUGUACAUUUGUUUUUCUAUACAUUGCAAGAACAACAGGACAUAUUUCAUUUAUAAGAUCUUAUAUUGAACACUCAGCAAAUGUUGAAUUAGAUGAUUCGUUUACUUUGAAACGUGAGAUAAUAUUAAGUGCUAUUAUAACAGCAAUUAUAUACGGAUUUCAAUUAUUUAUUGGAAUGCAAAAUUAUAAAAAACAUAAACUACAAUUAUAUAAAGGUAUAUAUGUUGAUGUUCCAUCAGCAGACAAUUUUAAACGAAGUUCAAUAGCAUCGAAUUCUGUACAUUAUUCUGGUUUUCUUGUUGGAUAUAUGGCAUGGGGUUUUGUUAUUUGUUUUCAUUUAAUACUUUUAAUAUUGAUUGGAAUAAAAAUUCUUUCAUUACAAAUUCGUCAAAUUGAAUUAGCACUUGCUAUUAUUGUACCUAUACUUGUUAUUUAUCUAUUAAAAAUGCUUAGUAUGGCAUCAGCUGGAAAGUUUAUUUUUAUACAAAAAUUAGAUAAUAAAUUGAAUUUAAAAAGUCGUAAAACCUAUGCAAUAUUUAUUUAUUUCAGUUUUUUUGCUGAUUGUUUUCUUGGUAUGGCUUCAUGUAUUAUUCGAUUGAUUAAAGCAACAUUUCUUAAUGUUGUAUUUAUGGCUCGACUUGAUUGGAGUUUUCUGGGAAGACCAUUAGAAAAAUUUGACCUCGGUUUUGCUGCUUAUGUCUCGUAUUUGCAUAUGGAAGUAACAUAUACCAAUCCAGUAAUGCUCGCUUUUUGUUAUUCACUUUUUGAUGAUAUCAUUCAACGGCGUCCAAAACAUUGUUAUGAUGAUGAAUGUUGUAUUGCUCCAGGUGAACUUGAUGAUGACAAUGAAACUGAGACUGUAAGACAAAAUCAACUACAACAGAACAGAACAGAUUUAACACAAAAUUCUCCACCAGUUACAUACAGACGGCGAAAUAACAAUGAUGGAUCAGUAGAAGUUAAUACUAUUUCUAAUGUAGAUAAACCAAUAUCGAAAAGAACAUCACAAAUAGAAACAAACCAACAGCAACAAGAUCUUUUAACAACAGAAUCUCAACGUGGAUCCAUAAUAUCUACUAAAGAAAAUCGAAAGAAUAUUAGUAAAAAAACAAAACAAAAACAGUCAAAUAUUGACAACGAAGAAAAACAAAGUAAUGCUUCGACUAGUACUGGAUCUACUUCUCGGCAGCAAUUACAAUUUAGUUCUGCUCCUCCAAUACCAAUUCGUAAAGAUCUACCAUUCGAACAAGAUCAAAGUGAUGAUCGAAUUGAUGGUGAUAGAAGUUUGAAACGAAAACCAUAUCCUACUGUUGCAAAACUUAUUUCACAAAAAGAAACACGUUUAUCAUCAAUUCCACAAUCAUCAAAAAUAAAUAUAGAUAAUCAAACAGACGAAGAUGAAGAUGAAAAUAUAUCAAAACCAAAAUAUAAAACUAAGGAAAAGAAACAGAAAAAAUCAAUAAAAUUACAAAUUCAUGAAGAUGAAGAUGAAGACAGCAGUCUAUCUAAACAAAUAAUAGUAGCAGCUGAAAAGAAGAAACAACGAUCGGAAACAAGAAAAAAGAAAUCACCACAAACAGCGAUAAUUGAAGACGACGAUGAUAAUGAUGGCGCGCUAAAACAACAACAAUCUAACAAAAAGAAAAUUUCGAAUAAAUCAAAGAAAGAUAUCUCAAAAUCAAACAUUUCGAAAGAAGAUGACAAUAGUAGACGUACUGGUAAAACUUCUAAUACUAUUAAAAUGAUCAUUCCAUCUAAACAACCUAUACGAAACAAUCAAAUAAUAAAACAAGAUUCAUCAUCGGAUAAUACUUUUGAUAGUACUACACGAUCAUCUAAACCUCAACAAGAUACAACUUCAACAUCAUAUGAAAUUAUUGAUCGAAAAGUACGAAAAAAACCUGAUUCUAGUCAACAUACAAAAGCUAAGAAAUCUACAGACAAAUAUCAUCAAGACACAGUUCGAACAGAAGAAGAAGAUGUUGCUGUUCGACCAACAACAGUCUAUUCACCACCAUCAUAUAAUUUAGCAACAACUCCACUUGAUUCAUAUUUUUUACGAACAAUUUCAUAUCGUAAAGCUCAAGAAAAUACACCACCACUAACCCUACAUCGACCAUAUAUUUCUCCCAUACAACGUAUGCAUCAAGAUACAAAUGAUGAUGAUAGUCCUUAUUCUGAAAUAGUAAAUGAUACAAUUCGAUCGAGUAUUAGUAAUCGUUCUUAUUCAAAAAUAGGAUCAUUAAAAACUUCAUCCAGUUAUUCAAAUAAACAACAAAAAUUAGAAGAACAAAAACAAACUGAAGAUGAUACCAAUGUCGAAACGGAAGAAGAAGAAGAAGAAGAAGAAGAACAAGAAGAAAGACCAGACGAAUCUCAUCUUUUAAGAUCUCAACCAACAUCAUUUCCUACAGUGCCAACAGCUAAUUCAACAAUGAAUACUUCAAUUAAAUCAGAAAAAGAUCAAGAAAUUGAAAGAAUUAAACGAAAGAAACGAUUACGUUUUCGUUGGCAUUUUCUUUAUACACUUAUUAGAAAUUAUCAUCUAUUUGAUUUAAGAAAAGAAAUACAAAGUCGACUUGCUCAUUUACAUUUACAAAGAAGUAGUCUUAUUGAUGAACAACAAUUUCUAACGACUACUACAGCUGAAGAACCAGAAACUACUAAGCAGACAAUAGAAUCUCUGGUACCAGAAGAACGUAGAGGCUUAGGAUCAUUAACAUCAGAUAUACCAACACCAAUAGAACGACGACCUCCAUCAACUCAUCGUUUAUUUUCUGUGCCUGUAUCUUUACUUAAUGAUUAUCCACAAAGUCCAGCUGAACGAUAUAUUGCAAAUCGUGCACGUAUGUUAUAUGAUGUUAGUGCUGAACAAAUGAAUUCACCUCAUAUUUCAUCUGUAUCACAAACACCUACAAUAAUUUCAGCAUAUAAUCAACAACAACAACGAAAUCUAAUGACUACGACCUUAAGUGAUCAAAGUCUUGGUUUUCAUGUUUCACCUAGUGUUAUUGUUCAUCCACCAUCUGAUACUAGUACAAGAUCACGUGAAAAACAAGUAAAUGAUUAUCCAAUCCGACGUGCAUUACAACGAGAACUUCUCACAUCAUCAUUAUUUCAACCUGUAUCCACCUCAAAUCAAUCUACAGCUGAUUAUCCUCUAGCAGCUUCGUCCAUUGUAACUUCUCCAACAUUAUGUACACAAAUGAGUCAUGAUCAACAUAUGCAAGUAUGGCGUCAAAAUCAGGUAGAAAAACUCCAAAAACGACGACGACACUGUUAUAUCUAUGGUACACCAUCACAACAACCUUUAGUAGAUAGAGUUUCCACAGCUACCAUUCUCACACCACAAAUUCUUAUGACUAUACCAAAACAACAACAAGCUCCAUCAACAUCAAGUGAUGAUAAAACUCGACGAAUACCAACUAUUUCACCAUUUCGAUUUCCAGUUCCAUCAGAUCAAGUGUAUACUGCACCAUCAUCUACUAUAAGUGAUAUACAAGUAGAAACUAAUAAUCAAAAAUCGAAAAGAAAUCGUCGACAGAAAAAAAUUCCUAUUCCACAAAAACGUAUGGAACGUCUUGAUGAAGACAUUCAAGAAACGUCUAAUGCAAACAAAUCAUUAAAAAUGACAUCAGCAUCAACCCGUCGAAAAGAUGUACAAAGUAGUUCAUCUGAUAUUACAGAAGUUUAA
Messenger RNA from Rotaria sordida, 9960 nucleotides. Lineage: Eukaryota; Metazoa; Rotifera; Eurotatoria; Philodinida; Philodinidae. The record is from the annotation of a GenBank genome assembly.